AUGAAGCUCUCCCUCACUCCCGCCCUCGUCCUGGUCCUGCUCGGCUUGACCUCGCUCUCGGUCUCGGCCGCCCCGAUCCGCCGCGACGUCGGCCAGAACACGCUGCAGGACGGUUCGGCCAACGCCCAGGGCGGAUCGUCGACCUCGAUCGCCAACAACGGCCAGGGCGGACAGUACAGCGACAACUCGGCGCAGGGCGGCGUCGUGAACCAGACGAGCGGCAGCGGCGUCACGACGUCGGACGACUUCGACGUGCCUCCCCCUCCUCCUCCCGCUCCGGCUCCCGUUGAGAAGCCCGAGGCGCCCAAGGAGGAUGCGGAGAAGCACGACGAGUCCUGGAACGAUGACGAGGACGAGGACGACAGGAAGCCCGAGCCGGCACCGGUCAAGCAGGAGAGCAAGCCCAAGCCCAAGCCGGCUCCCCGCCCUGCCCUCUCGCUGCCCAAGCCCGCUCCGAAGCCUGCCCCGAAGCCUGCUCCCGCCCCCUCCAAGUCGGCCCCCAAGAAGGACCCCGUCGGCGACACCCUCGGCGGCCUGACUUCGGGCAUCAUUGCGCCGUCGAAGCCCAACGCUGCCAAGGCGCCGCCCAAGAGCAGCGCCAUCAGCGGCAACGCUCCGGGCUCCAAGCCCCUCACUUCCGGCCUCCUCAACGGCGAAAAGGCCAGCUCUGGCGCUGGCGGCCACAAGAGCGCCCUCGGCGUUACCAGCGGGCUCUAA
Molecule: messenger RNA, 717 nt
Organism: Pseudozyma flocculosa PF-1
Lineage: Eukaryota; Fungi; Basidiomycota; Ustilaginomycetes; Ustilaginales; Ustilaginaceae
Exons: 1
Coding region: 1-717 (238 amino acids)
Source: RefSeq, a predicted model, not a curated record